AUGGCUGAUUCCACCGGGAAUCUCUCGGGUUCGGGUCGUUUGCGCCGGCCCGUGUGGGCUACCCCGCCAAAACCUUUGCAGUCUUUGGAUGAUCCGCUGUUGAGGGGCGAGGCUCUGAUCUCACCGACGGUCGUGUCAUCACAUGCGCAGCUUCCAGGGCUUCCGAAGCAACCGAACUUUCCGAAGUCUGCUUCCGUGCCUGCUUUUCCAGCGGCCGAGAAAAAAUCGCCGCUGCAGCCGCUUGAGCAUCGGCCGAGCACUUCGGCCGGUAGUGACGUUUCGGUGCCAAGUCGAGCUGUUGGAUGUCGCAUUGGUGCUUUCGCGACGUGUGAUGCCGUCGCAGUUGACCAACUCCUUUACAGGCUGGACAGCGGCCAAACUCUGGAUGCGCAGAAUGCACAGUUCGCGUGGAAGCUUGGCUUGCAGCAACGGCGGCAACUUCCACGAGGCGAAAGCUUGGCGUCGGCCAUCCGAAACGGGAAGAUUCCGAAGUGGGGGUUUCCGUCCUUCGGACGCUGCAGAUUGGUCGACGAGGAGGUAUAUAGCCUGGAGGACGACAGCAUCGACGAGACGAUAAGGGAUGUCAUUUUUGGCACCGUAUCCGCGGCGCAGAACGCAGGUUUUCACGUUCAGGUUAGCCGCUUCGAUCUUUUUCACGGGCAUUUCGUGCAGCGUCGAAAUGGUGAUGUUGCCUUGCUGCUUCAUGCCUCAGAAUACCCGGCGAUGAAUCCGGAUUCUUUCCCGGUGCAUCUUGGUUACUGCCAAGCCGAGUCGCCCCUGCAGUACAGUUCUACGACAAUGCAGUUCAGAAAUAUUGUGGUGUUGUUUUCUGACAAUGUCCGGGCUUUCGUGCUGGAUGCAGAAGCAGACUGCGUCAAGGCCGUCAUUCCAGAAUACGCACGAAAGCCCGUGUAUGUCCUGUACGAGGACAUGUUGGGGCAACCGCUUGCUGAUGUGUAUUUCCUUUCAGAUUACCCUUUGGGUUGGACACUUCGCAGCCCCAAACGGGCUUUGCGGAGGCAGCGGGCGAAGCUGUAA
Messenger RNA from Symbiodinium sp. CCMP2456, 1038 nucleotides. Lineage: Eukaryota; Dinophyceae; Suessiales; Symbiodiniaceae. The record is from the annotation of a GenBank genome assembly.